AUGCUUGCUAAAAAGUUUAAAGUAGCAGUGUGCGGAGGAGGUGUUGGGGGUCUCACCGUUGCUCUGGCUUUAUCCAAGCAUCAGGAUAUCGAGAUAGACGUAUACGAAGCUGCGUCACAAUUCACCGAAAUCGGCGCAGGUGUAGGGAUAUGGCCACGCGGAUGGGCCAUUCUGCAAGAUCUUGGACUCCAUGAAGACCUGAUGACAGUUGGGCAUGCAUUGCCGACUGAUGAGUAUGUCUCGGCAUUUGUCCUUCGAAAGAGUGAUCAGGUAGUGGGGCUUGAAUUCCACGAUAUCCUGUCCAAAGGUCAUUUGAUUAGAUUUCACCGUGCUCACUUUCAUGGCGUGCUGUUAAAACACCUUCCGUCUACCUGCAGAACCCACUGCUCUAAGCGCCUCAAGACAUACAAGCAACCAGAUAUAGGACCAAUACAACUUUACUUCCAGGAUGGAUCAACCGCUUCCUGUGAUGUUCUAAUAGGGGCGGACGGCGUGAAAUCUGUCGUACGAACUUGCAUGCUUCAAGAGCAGGCAGAUGAAGCAGCAAGAAGAGGCGAUUUGGAGAUGUCACAGAGUAUACUAUCGUGCAUUGAGCCUGUCUGGAGUGGGUUCGUUGCUUAUAGGACGCUUAUAUCAAGCGAUAAGUUACGAAAGCAAGCGCCAAACCACCGCGCUCUGACAACGCCUACACAGUAUUUAGGGAAAGAUGCGUACAUUUUGGUUUAUCCAGUGUCGAAAGGGGAAAGCAUCAACUUUGUGGGAUUCUGUUUCGAUCCUAACCAUGAGAAUACCACGUUUUCUGGGCCUUGGGUGAGGGAAAUGACUAGGGAAGAGGUCGCUGUCCCAUUCGCAGAAUUCGAACCAGAAGCGAAGACUUUGAUUGAGUGUAUUGACAAGGCAAAUUUAUGGGCUAUAUACACUGUGAAACCGUUACACGCGAUGAACUUCAGACGUGUCACUUUACUUGGAGAUUCUGCUCAUUCAAUGGUUCCUUCCCAAGGUGCAGGCGCAGGACAAGCUAUCGAGGAUGCUUGCGUGCUUGCCAAACUUCUUGGUCAUAAGCUGACGAACAUCGAGUCUGUUUGCUAUGCACUCGCCGUCUAUAACGAGAUCCGCCUUCCCUUUACAAAGGACAUUGCCCACAGGUCGUAUGAGCAAGGAAAAUUAUCGGUUUUUCAAGGCAUAGAAUUUGAUGGGUGUAAUUUAGACGAUGUACGGGCCAGAUUAGCGCUUCUAGGCGACAGACUUAACAAAAACUGGGAUUGGGCAUGGUUGACCACGAUAGAUGACUCGCUGCAGAAAGCCAUUCUAUUAUUGGAAAACGGUGUUCCAUCUGUUCCAUCCAUGUUAUAAGCCCUUUUGUCGUGUAUUCUCUUCGAAUUGAAUGUAUAAAUAAUGCAUCAGCAGCAUCAACAAAAAGAAAA
Serpula lacrymans var. lacrymans S7.9 is the source of this 1424-nucleotide messenger RNA. RefSeq lists its product as uncharacterized. The record is from RefSeq and is a predicted model, not a curated record. The coding region runs from base 1 to 1353 and encodes 450 amino acids. Lineage: Eukaryota; Fungi; Basidiomycota; Agaricomycetes; Boletales; Serpulaceae. Gene Ontology annotation, biological process: secondary metabolite biosynthetic process. The transcript has 8 exons. Gene Ontology annotation, molecular function: FAD binding.